This is a messenger RNA of Aspergillus thermomutatus, 1413 nucleotides long. Its product is annotated as MFS transporter. Gene Ontology annotation, molecular function: transmembrane transporter activity. The record is from RefSeq and is a predicted model, not a curated record. The coding region runs from base 1 to 1413 and encodes 470 amino acids. Gene Ontology annotation, biological process: transmembrane transport. The transcript has 5 exons. Lineage: Eukaryota; Fungi; Ascomycota; Eurotiomycetes; Eurotiales; Aspergillaceae.
AUGUCCAAGUUCGAGUGUAGCUCCGAUACGGUUACCAACCAGCUGGAGAAAGGCAUUGACAGUGAGCUAGAAGAGGCCAAUCUUGUCGACUGGGACGGUACCGACGAUCCCACCAAUCCAAAAAACUGGUCGAAGCACAAGAGAUGGACGCAUAUUGUCAUCAUUUCCAUCUUAGCCCUCAUCACGAAUAUGGCUCCGACAAUCACCCUUGCCAUCACCCUGUAUGUCCUCGGACUAGCCAUUGGGCCCAUGCUCAUGUCUCCCCUCAGCGAGGUGUAUGGACGCGUGCCGGUAUACCACACUGCCAAUAUUAUCUUCAUCGCCUUUGUUAUUGGCAAUGCGCUGAGCCGGAGCGUCGCCCAAUUCCUAGUCUUCCGGUUCAUAUCAGGCUGUGCGGGCGGCACCCCCAUGGCUCUAGGCGGAGGGACCAUUGCGGACAUCACCACUAUUGAGCAAAGAGCGGUUGCGAUGGCUUUGUUUAGCAUGGGACCACUUGCAGGACCGGUCCUUGGCCCGGUCAUCGGAGGCUUCCUCGCUGCAAGCAAAGGCUGGCGCUGGACUUUCUGGUUGCUAGCCAUCUUAGGAGAAUCCUGCGGUAUAUCUGCGUUUAUUAUCAUGAGUGAAACUCAUCCUAAGGUCAUCCUCGAGCGCAAAAUUGCUGGUCUCCGCGCUGCCACUGGAAAUCAUCAUCUUCGUUCCAAGCUUGCCGGCAAACCGCUCUCCCCACGCCAGGUUCUCCUGCAGGUACUUAUUCGACCUACUGUGCUCCUGUUCCAGUCACCUAUUCUCUUGGUUAUAUCCCUCUACGUGGCAUUGGUGUUUGGAGUGAUGUACCUACUGUUUACCACCUUCACCGGCGUAUUUGAGGGCCAGUACGGGUUCAGCACUUCCGUGUCCGGGCUGGUAUAUCUUGGUCUAGGGGUCUCACUUGUCGCCAGCAUGCUCAUAUCCAACAUCCUGAAUGGCCGCGUUCAGGCAGCCCAAUUGAAGGCUAACGGGCAACAGCCCCGACCGGAGUAUCGGUUGCUUCCUAUGAUCUGGUUCAGUCCGUUUGUCAGCCUCGGCCUCUUCAUAUACGGCUGGACUGCCUACUACAAGGUCCAUUGGAUUGUCCCUAUUAUCGGUACGACCUUUAUGGGCUUUGGAGCCUUUUUUGUCAUCAUGCCCGCGCAGCUCUAUCUGAUUGACGUGUUUGGCUCCCAGGCCGCUGCCUCUGCGCUCGGUGCCAAUAACCUCUUGCGUUACAUUUCCAGUACCUUUCUGCCACUGGCGGGACCAAGUAUGUACGCUGCUUUGAACUAUGGCUGGGGCAAUACCCUGCUGGGGUUCCUUGCUCUUGCGUUUGUCCCGGGACCUCUCCUUUUCUACAAGUACGGCGAACGUCUUUGUGCUAGGACAUCUGUGACGCUUUGA